AUGCGGGUGACAAAGACAUCAAUGAUUGAAUAUUAUAUUGGCAAUAUACGAUAUCAAUCUUUCCUCCCUCAACCAAUGUGUUCUCUCUCCCAUCAUGAAGCCUGGCAAAUGGCUUCGCGAUUCCCGACUCCCCGAGAAAAACACUUGCAAAAUCAGGGGACAAAGCUUGGAGAAUCCCCCGACUAUGCUUAA
This is a messenger RNA of Trichoderma gamsii, 192 nucleotides long. RefSeq lists its product as hypothetical. The transcript is spliced from 2 exons. The record is from RefSeq and is a predicted model, not a curated record. Bases 1 to 192 code for a protein of 63 amino acids. Lineage: Eukaryota; Fungi; Ascomycota; Sordariomycetes; Hypocreales; Hypocreaceae.